This is a messenger RNA of Oncorhynchus kisutch (coho salmon), 5050 nucleotides long. Its product is annotated as putative oxidoreductase GLYR1. Lineage: Eukaryota; Metazoa; Chordata; Actinopteri; Salmoniformes; Salmonidae. The coding region runs from base 61 to 1626 and encodes 521 amino acids. The record is from RefSeq and is a predicted model, not a curated record. Gene Ontology annotation, biological process: transcription elongation-coupled chromatin remodeling. Gene Ontology annotation, cellular component: chromatin. The transcript is spliced from 16 exons. Gene Ontology annotation, molecular function: NAD binding; NADP binding; DNA binding.
GUUUUCUGGUGGGUGUGUUCUUUCGCGGUGUUCAGUGCGACGUUUCAGUAAAGUUCUAAGAUGGCGACGGUGCAUCUGAGAAUCGGGGACCUAGUUUGGGGAAAGCUCGGGCGCUAUCCUCCGUGGCCAGGCAAGGUCGUCAGUCCUCCAAAGGACCUGAAAAAGCCAAGAGGGAAAAAAUGCCAUUUUGUCAAAUUCUUUGGAACUGAAGACCAUGCCUGGAUAAAGGUGGAGCAGCUGAAGCCAUACCACCCCCACAAAGAGGAGAUGAUCAAGAUCAACAAGGGCAAGCGUUUCCAACAAGCUGUGGAUGCAGUGGAAGACUUCCUGAAGAAGAAAGAGAAACAGGGGGGGAAAGAACAGAGCUCUGAGGGGAAAGGAGACUCUAAAGGAAAGAAGACACCAACUAAACCUUUGAAGAUCCUAGAGGAAGAUGAUGAAGACCUCAGUGCCCUGAAAGACCCCUCUGAGAAGGACCUAACUGACUCUGACCCAGAGCCGUCCAGUGUUGAGCGACUAGGGGGCCUGGGAACUACUGGACCUGUCUCAGGAUUCAAAUGGGAGAGCAGUCCAGUACGGGAUGAUCCCCAUUUCCACCACUUUCUGCUCAGCCAGACUGAGAAGCCUGCCUCGUCUAUGGAGCCGAUCAGUAAACGCCUGAAGAUCGUUGAGGAGGACACGAGGUCAACGUCUAUCCAAGCUGCAGACAGCACUGCCAUCAAUGGCAGUAUUACACCUACAGACAAACGGAUAGGGUUCCUGGGGCUGGGGCUUAUGGGUAGCGGAAUCGUGUCCAACCUGUUAAAGAUGGGCCACGUCGUCACGGUGUGGAAUCGCACAGUAGAAAAGGUACCACAAGACAACCAACAUUGUGACCUGUUCAUCCAGGAGGGGGCCAGGUUAGGGCGGACCCCAGCGGAGGUGGUCUCCAUGUGUGACAUCACCUUCUCCUGCGUCUCAGACCCCAAGGCUGCCAGGGAUUUGGUGCUGGGUCCCAGUGGAGUGCUCCAGGGCAUCAGGCCAGGGAAAUGUUACGUAGAGAUGUCUACCGUGGAUCCAGAGACCAUCACAGAGCUCUCGCAGGUGAUAUCGUCGCGGGGCGGCCGCUUCCUGGAGGCUCCUGUGGCUGGGAGCCAGCAGGUAUCUAACGAGGGCAUGCUGGUCAUCCUAGCGGCCGGAGACAGGACGGUCUAUGAAGACUGCAGCUCCUGUUUCCAGGCCAUGGGCAAGACCUCAUUCUUCCUAGGUGAGGUGGGUAACGCAGCGAGGAUGAUGCUGAUCCUCAACAUGGUACAGGGAAGCUUCAUGGCAACCAUCGCCGAGGGGCUGACCCUAGCCCAGGCCACAGGCCAAUCACAGCAUACCUUCCUGGACAUCCUGUCUCAGGGUCAGAUGGCCAGCACCUUCGUGGACCAAAAAUGCCAGAAUAUCCUACAGGGCAACUUCAAACCAGACUACUAUUUGAAACACAUUCAGAAGGAUCUGAGGCUAGCCAUCUCCAUGGGAGACACAGCCAAUCACCCGACUCCUAUGGCUGCAGCAGCCAAUGAGGUCUACAAGAGGGCUAAAGCACUGGACCAGUCAGACAACGACAUGUCAGCUGUCUACAGAGCCUACAUUCACUAAACCUCCUGAAGAGCCUCUCCCCCUGACCUGUCCUCUUCUCCUGACCUGUCCUCCUCCCCUCGACCUGUCCUCUCCUCUGGACCUGUCCUCUCCCUCCCCCCUACCCCUCCCCCUGUCCUGUCCUCUCCCCCUGACCUGUCCUCUCCCCCCUCCUCUCCCUCCCCCCUACCCCGGCCCCUCCCCCUGACCUGUCCUCUCCCCCUGACCUGUCCUCUCCCCCUGUCCUCUCCCCCUCCUCUCCUCUGGACCUGUCCUCUCCCCCUGUCCUCUCCUCUGGACCUGUCCUCUCACCCUGUCCUCUCCUCUGGACCUGUCCUCUCCCCCCUCCUCUCCCUCCCCCCUACCCCGGCCCCUCCCCCUGACCUGUCCUCUCCCCCUGUCCUCUCCCCCUGUCCUCUCCCCCUCCCCUCCUCUGGACCUGUCCUCUCCCCCUAACCUGUCCUCUCCCCCUGUCCUCUCCCCCUCCUCUCCUCUGGACCUGUCCUCUCCCCCUGUCCUCUCCCCCUCCUCUCCUCUGGACCUGUCCUCUCCCCCUGUCCUCUCCCCCUCCUGUCCUCUCCCCCUGUCCUCUCCCCCUCCUGUCCUCUCCCCCUCCUGUCCUCUCCCCCUCCUGUCCUCUCACCCUGUCCUCUCCCCCUGUCCUCUCCCCCUGUCCUCUCACCCUGUCCUCUCCCCCUGUCCUCUCCCCCUGUCCUCUCCCCCUGUCCUCUCCCCCUCCUCUCCUCUGGACCACACUUAUCUUUUUAUACAUUUGUAUUCCUGUUUGAUUCAUUAUUUUUGCCUGGUGGCACCAGAGAUAUUGGUGUACUUCCCAAAUGCCAUCCUAUUCCCUACAUAGUACACUACUUUUGACCAGGGGCCACGAUUUCCUCGUGAAUGAAGCUGAAUACCCAACUCUGCCGAAUCAGGGCACAUAAGGGCUCAGGUCAGAAGUAGUGCACUACACGGGGAAUAGUAUGUCAUCUGGGAGGCAGCUAUUCCUUCCCGGUAACGUGAUGGGAACCUCUAACUAGUCCACCUGGAACAUUGCACUGACUGAGGGUUGUAAUAAUGCUAGAAGAAUGGUCCACAGAAGGUAGCUUCCCCCCCCCCCCCCCCCACAUCUUUGCGUUAUGUUGUCGAUGGUGUUGGUCAAGUUUCUGAUGGUGAAGUACUGCAGGGUGUUGGGAACAGAUUUUGGGAUGCGUCUCCAUUGCUGUUCACUAGUGAUUUGCAACGCGACACAUUGCCUGUUUGCUGUCGGGUGGGUUUUGAAGCUGAACGGGGCCAUGGAUUAAUUUAUCACAUCUCUCUUUACAUUUUAUUUAAUUCUAUGUGUGAAAAUGUCGUCUUUUAAUUAGAAUGUCCAGAAUUUCAUCAAAACGUAUAAAGCUGUUAUGAUCUUUUAAAAGGAGGGUAGAGGCUUGAUAAGCACCCAGAGGAAUAAUGCCACUGCAUUGCCUUAACAUUGGAUCCAUCUGAAAUCUUCUGACAUGUAUUUAUUUAUUUUUAGACGCUCUAGAGCUCCUCUCUUCUACUUCUCUUUUGGUGCAGUUUGGCCUGGAGUUGUUUCCGUAGUUGUCUGAAUCGGAACAGUGUUUUUGUUUUUGUUGUGUUCUAGCCUGUUAGAGAACCUGCCCCCCCUUUUAAGGUUAUAUUAAUUAAGGUUAUUCUGAUGCCUUGUAAUACAGUAAUGACUUAAUCCUUCUUAAUCUAACUGAGAUUCAUCCCAAAUGGCACCCUACUCCCUUUAUAGUGAACUACUUUAGACCAGAACUCUGAUCAAAAGUAGUGCUCUAGAUAGGGAAUAGGAUUCCAUUUGGGAUGAAUCCCAGGACAUUAAGGUGUUUAAACCCAUGCAGUGGUCUUAACAUUAUUAACAACAGGCAAGUAUUGUACAUGUAUGUUUAGGAACCACGUUGCUUAGCGACCUGUUUAUAUUUUAACAUGACUAUAGAUCGCUUGGCUUGAUGACUUUGGGUGAUUGCUCCACAACAGUUCCCCUUUGCAGUGGGGGGGGGAUAGAUUUAGCCUGGUUCCCCAGUCUGUUUGUGCCGUCAUACCAACUCCUUGUCGCUCACUGUCGUAUCAAACAUGUUGGGCUUGACAAGUACAGCAAGGAAAGUUGGCCAAGACCACAAACAGAUCUGGGGUCAGACUGAGGAGGAAAGAUGUAUUUAUUACCAGAUCAAUCACCAUAUAGGAAACCGUCUAACUACAGAAUGUUAAUUUCAGUUCAAUCAUAACCACUCCCUGAGAUUCAAGGCCCAAACUCUAUAACCUUUUACGUUCUCCUUAAAAGGAAUACCAGACAGGGCUGUGAGAAGACAGGUGAUUGUUACCUGAAUGGCAGUGGGGGGAAUUUAGGCCAACUUUUCUGUUUUAGUUCAUAUUGAUUUGAAAAAAUGUGAAACUAUUCAACUCAUUGUAAACACAAUUGAACAUGUGUAACAUUAGAUUUUGGUUAAAUAUCAUUUUCACUUCGCAACGUCUUGAUCAUCCCAUUUUGUAGAAGUCGAGUUUUCCUUUUUGCCAAACAAGAUGUAAAUUAAGUUUUAGGUUUUAAUUUGUUUAAAACACGGAAAUAGUUUAUAAAGAUUUAAGAAUUAUGUUUUUAGUAGGAAACAUUCUAACAAAUGACUUGUAAAUAGCCCAUCUUGGUUGAGUGGAGGCUUUAUAAAUAAAGGGUCAUAUAAACUACUUCUGGUUAGACUCCUCUACUGACUGUCAAUCAUCCUCUGUGUCCCAAAUGGCAUCAUAUUCCCUAUAUAGUGACCCUGGAAUAAAGUAGUGCACUACCCUAUAGGCCGCGGUCUAAUGUAGUACACUACCUUAUGGACCCUGGUCUAAAGUAGUGCACUACACUAUGGUCCGCGGUCUAAUGUAGUACUCUACCUUAUGGACCCUGGUCUAAAGUGGUGUACUACCCUAUGGUCUGCGGUCUAAUGUAGUACACUACCUUAUGGACCCUGUUCUAAAGUAGUGUACUACCCUAUAGGCUGCGGUCUAAUGUAGUACACUACCUUAUGGACCCUGGUCUCAAGUAGUGCACUUGCCUAUAGGUCGUGGUCUAAUGUAGUACACUACCUUAUGGACCCUGGUCUCAAGUAGUGCACUACACUAUGGUCCGCGGUCUAAUGUAGUACUCUACCUUAUGGACCCUGGUGCACUACCCUAUGUACCCUGGUCUAAAGUAGUGCACUACAUAGGGAAUAGGGUACCAUAUGAAACACUGUCUUAUUAAUACUGUAGAUUGUUCUGUUCAGUGUUUGCUGUUUUAAAUUAAUCUCUUGUAAACAUUGUCUUUGUGUGGCUUAUACAGGUGAUGUUGAAAUGACUGUUGGGCCCUUUUUUUUGUGCAGGGACGGUGAAACUGUAUGGAUUUGGGAUAUUUAUGUGAAACAAGGCUUUUUGUGCAGUUUAUUAAAUCCUCUCCUGAUUUAAA